Messenger RNA from Phaethon lepturus (White-tailed tropicbird), 2958 nucleotides. RefSeq names its product coiled-coil domain containing 66 (gene CCDC66). The transcript is spliced from 18 exons. The record is from RefSeq and is a predicted model, not a curated record. Gene Ontology annotation, molecular function: microtubule binding. Gene Ontology annotation, cellular component: microtubule; cilium. Bases 76 to 2958 code for a protein of 960 amino acids. Lineage: Eukaryota; Metazoa; Chordata; Aves; Phaethontiformes; Phaethontidae. Gene Ontology annotation, biological process: cilium assembly.
CUGAAGCUUGAAACUCAAGUGCUGGAUGGAAAGCCUAGGCUAAUUUUAGCUGCUUCUGAUAAAUCAAAGCCUGCAAUGAAGAUGGGUAAUAAAGCCAGAGCACCUAAACAGGCAUUGAGAAUAAGGCAUACUGGGCAUCUUCUGAGGUCAGCACAAAAUGCUUGUAUCAAGCAGGAAAACUUAACAAAACUAAGGAGUGAAUCAAGCUUAUCAAUGACAAAAGGUGAAAAACUGCAAGUUACUAAACACUCCUCACAUGAAGCCACAACUAAAGAUCACUUUUUGAUUUUCCAAAGAGAUAGCACAAACAGAUAUCCAGAUUCAGAGAAUCCUAAUGUUAAAAAAAGUAAAGAGAAGCCACAAAACCCGUGUGUAUCAGGUGAUGACCUAAGAAGUUUGGUGUGUUUAACACAAGAACAGCUUCAACAGAUUUUGAUGACUAUAAAAGAAGGAACUAGAAGUAUCUCUGAGACUCAUAAUGAAAAACAAGUGCAAAUGGCUACUAAUGAGGCAUCAGAGGAAAAUGUUAUAGUGCUGCUCCAAAAAGCUUGUGAAUUUUCAUCUGUUCCAGAUGAAGCUAACUCUGAUUCAAGCAGGAAACAAGAAGCAUAUCUGCAGCCAGGAUGGAAAGUUAUAAAGGAUUCAUGGAAACCUGCUGACAUGUUUUCUACCUUGGGUGAAAGAGAAGAGGAGAAAGCUUUAUUAGAAUUUAGAAAGACCCAAUGGAAGAAGGAAUUAGAUGAACAGGUAGCACUGAAGAAGAAACUGAAAGAAACUCUGGAGGGAGAGGUGGGUUAUUUCUGGGCAAAAUCUGGCAAUAAUAAAGCCAAUAAAGAGAAAGUGGAAACAGCUGAUCCAGAUAAGACAAUGUUUCCAGCUGACUCAGUUAUUACCACUGAGGAAAACGGUGUCUGUACAACUGCUUUAACCACAGAGGCUAAUCAAGUUCCACCGAACAUUUCAAGUGCUCCAGCUGGGCCGUCUUCUGAUUUCAAUUCUGACUUACCAACUGUCAAUUGCACAGCAUUUGUUUUAGGGGAAGCUGUGCCACAGGAAAGACCUUUUAGUGGUUUGAAGCAUGAGCAACAGAAGAAGUGGCUUGAGGAGCUGGACAACCAGAAGGAAGAAGCUAAGCUACGAAAAAUAGAAGAAAAACUUAAUUUAUCAAAGGCUGAAGAGCAUGACAGAUGGGCAAUGCAUUUUGAUUCGUUAAAGAACCACCUUAAUGCUAAUCCACAACACCCCUUAAAUGGAAUGUACAAAAAGCAGCCUGAAAGUCUUUGCCUGUCACCUGACCCUAAGGAGCUGACUGCUUUUAUUCGCCCUUUUUCACCUGUAGCUUUAGGCAACCUCAUGCCCUCAAAGGUGGGAAAUGCAGAAAAAGCUGCUAAAAACGGUGCUUUGGAACACAGUCAGAAAGUCAGUUUCCUCCGUUCAAUGACAGCUCUCCUGGACCCUGCACAGAUUGAAGAGAGAGACAGGCGGCGGCAGAAACAGUUAGAACAUCAGAAAGCAAUAAUGGCUCAGGUAGAAGAAAAACGGAAGAAGAAACAACUGGAGGAAGAGCACAGAAAAUGGGAAGAGCAAGAGGAAGAACAGCGCCUAGCACGAGAAAAAGAACAAAUGCAGAAGCAGUUUGAAGAAGAUAUGCUGAAACAAAAACAAAAGGAGGAACAUGUGACUCUUAAAACAAAUGAGCUCUAUCAGACAAUGCAGAAAGCUCAAGAAUUAGCACAGAGAUUAAAACAAGAACAGCGCAUUCGAGACUUAGCUCAGAAGGGACAUGACAUUUCAAAACUUCAGAAGAAUCUUCAUGGUGGCGAUACAGAAUUUGAAAAUUUUAAUACUGACAUUUCACAUCAAAGUCAUGAUUUUUCUGAUGAUAUUAAGAGUCACAUUGUUCAGCAGACUUCUCCUCGGAAAGACACUGCUGUACAGACAGAUUACUUUAGUACUUCAGCGUACACUGAGUCAGCUGAGGAAAGAACUGUGUGUUGCAGAUCACCUGAUAUUUCCAUAGAAUAUAAAGAAACCCCUAGCAGCAAAAAAUACCAGAAGGAAAUGCAAUAUAUAGAUAAAAAUAAAAUUUCGGGAAAAGAGAAUGGUGGCAUUUACAGUGAUCUGUAUGAACAAUAUGCAAGAAGAGAAAGACAAAUUAAGCCUGCAGAAAAAUACAGCAAAAGACCUGACUGGAACAUAAACAAGCCUGGGAAAAGAUACAUUCCAGCAUCAGAAAGAUACCCUAAACAGCUACAAAAGCAAAGGGAAGAAAACAAAGUACGACGACAAAUGGAGCUGCUUCAGUUGGUGGAAAGAAAUACCCCUGGGAAUCUCUGCCCAAAAAAGGGUGGCUAUUCAGACAGGUCUCCUUCACCUCAUGAAGAAAUAAAUAUGAAGAAUAAGGGACAUAGAGUCAGAAAGGAAGAACAAUUACAUAAGAAUCAUUUGAAUGAAGAAAGAUCUGAAUCACCACCUGUUCCAGCAGUUAAGAACAGAUUACACAAAAUACAACAAAAACAGAUACAUGCUGCUUAUUUCCCGGUGCAUAACAACAAUAGUAGAAGAGAGAAAUAUGUCAAGACAGAUACACAGCAGAGGAGCUCCCCUCCUCCCGCUACAGAAGCUGAAAGACCUCCCUCUUCACAAUUUAUUCCGUAUGUUCGAACAAAUGAAGUGUAUUAUCUUGAUCCAGAUGCACCAGUGACUAGACCUUCAACACAUGACCCACAGUAUCAACAGUUUAAUGAUUCUCACCAAACUCCACGACAGAUUUUUAGUUCUGAUCAUGUUAGAGAUCCUCUUCUAAAUCCUGAUGUAGUGAAAAUCAGAGAGAGACAACAAGCAAUUCUGAAAGGAUUGUCAGAAUUACGCCAGGGCCUCCUGCAGAAGCAGAAGGAGUUGGAGACUGCGCUGAUUCCCGCUACAGCUCAAGAAGAGAACUUUGUUUCACCAUUUUGA